Molecule: messenger RNA, 1091 nt
Organism: Melanaphis sacchari
Lineage: Eukaryota; Metazoa; Arthropoda; Insecta; Hemiptera; Aphididae
Product: dehydrodolichyl diphosphate synthase complex subunit DHDDS-like
Exons: 6
Coding region: 156-1091 (311 amino acids)
Biological process (GO): polyprenol biosynthetic process
Cellular component (GO): endoplasmic reticulum; dehydrodolichyl diphosphate synthase complex
Molecular function (GO): ditrans,polycis-polyprenyl diphosphate synthase [(2E,6E)-farnesyl diphosphate specific] activity
Source: RefSeq, a predicted model, not a curated record
UUAUGCUAUUAUAUUGAUUUGUAAAUGCACCUGAAGAUUUACUUAUCUACACAUUAUAACAUUUAUUUAAUUGAAAGUAACAAAUUAAUAAUAAUUGCACUUAUAGAGUAGAUAAUCGUUAACAAGCUAAAAAUUUAACGUUUUAUGUCCCCGAGAUGUCGACUAUUAUUACAAAUAAAUGGAGUUGGGGUAAUUUUGUAAAAAAAUUUUUAGAUGUUUUUUGUCUCACACAUCCAGACAAGUCUAGUAUACGUGAUGAUUCUAUGACAUGGACUCAUCGUUUAUGCGCGCAAAUACUUACGUAUGGAGAGAUACCAAAUCAUGUAGCAUUUAUAAUGGACGGUAAUAAUAGACGUUAUGGUAAGAAAAAUUUUAUUUCCACGCAAGAAAGCUAUGCAAAAGGGUUUGACAAAUUAUUUGAAACAAUACAAUGGUGCUUAGAUUUAGGUAUAAAAGAAGUUACUGUGUACGCAUUCAGCUUGGAUACCUUUAAGAGAACACAAGAAGAAAUCGAUGCAUUGUUUGAGGAAAUAAAAAUAUUUUUAGAAAGAGAUAGAUUGAAUGAACUAGGUGUAUGUACAACAUUUUUUGGUAACAUCAAAACACUACCAGAUGAUUUGGUUAAGGCAUUAGAAAAAUCAAAGCUUAUAACAAAACAAAACAAUAAGAUAUCAUUAAAUAUUGCAUUUUCUUAUACUGGACAUGAUGAAUUAACAAAUGCAUUUAAUCAAAUAUCUAAUGGUAUUAAAAAUAAUGAUUUGGAGGAAUCAGAUUUAUCAGUUGAAAUAUUAGAUAAUUGUAUGUAUACUUAUCCGUCCACACCACUUGAUUUAUUAAUACGCACAUCUGGUGAGACUACACUGAGUGAUUUCAUGUUAUGGCAGUGUGCUUACAGUUACAUUUAUUUUACUCCAGUCUUAUGGCCAGAAUUUACUGCAUGGGAGUUAAUGAUUGCUAUUUUCAUGUAUCAAAGAAAUAUUAGAGCAUUUAUACGUUAUAAAUUACCUACUAAAAAAUUGAGUUCAAGGGCUGAAAAAUUUGUUGAAAAUGUACAUCAAAACUGGUUAAAUAAUCUUUAUACAAUUGCGUGA